This is a messenger RNA of Leptidea sinapis, 2076 nucleotides long. RefSeq names its product serine/threonine-protein kinase par-1-like. The coding region runs from base 121 to 1917 and encodes 598 amino acids. Gene Ontology annotation, molecular function: ATP binding; protein serine/threonine kinase activity. Lineage: Eukaryota; Metazoa; Arthropoda; Insecta; Lepidoptera; Pieridae. Gene Ontology annotation, cellular component: cytoplasm. Gene Ontology annotation, biological process: intracellular signal transduction; protein phosphorylation. The record is from RefSeq and is a predicted model, not a curated record. The transcript has 11 exons.
UUAUUUCAAACAACCGAUCAGAACUGACAAUAGAUGACAUUCCCAAUGCAUCACAUUUGUGUAUUUUUAAAUUGUGUAUUAACGCUACGACAAAAUGUAUGUGUUUAAAAGUUAACCAAAAUGGCAAUGACGAGAAACAAGGCGCAAGUGUACAGCGUGGGCAAUUACCUGAUGUCAGGCAAAGUGCUGGGCAAGGGACACUUCGCGAAGGUCGAGGAGGCAACGCAUAGGAUUAUAGGAAAAAAGGUGGCAAUAAAAAUAAUUGAUUUGACAUGCAUCAAAGAGGACUACGCGCGUCGCAACUUGCACCGCGAGCCGCGCGUCAUGGCCAAGCUGAGACAUCCGUGCAUCGCCGCGCUGUACGAGACUAUGAUGCACGGCCCCCGGCUGUACGUGGUGAUGGAGGCGGCGGGCGGCGGCGACCUGUGCUCGCACGUGCUGGCGGCGCGAGGCUCGGCGCGAGGUCUGCCCGAGGCGAGAGCGCGCGCUCUGGCGGCACAGCUGGUGUCGGCGGUGCGGCACAUGCACGCACGGGGCGUCGUGCACAGAGAUUUGAAAAUGGAAAACAUCAUGUUGGAUAGCACUAAGCAGUUUAUCAAAAUUGUCGACUUCGGUCUGUCGAAUAUCUGGAGCUCCGGGGGCCUCCUGCGCACCCCGUGUGGCUCGCUGGAGUACGCCGCGCCCGAGCUGUUCGUGGACGGCCGCCGCUACGGGCCCGAGGUGGAUCUGUGGAGCAUUGGCGUGAUAGUGUACGGAAUGGUGACGGGGGGGCUGCCGUUUGCCGCGACGGAGGUGGGGGGAGCGGGGGGGUCGCGGCCUCAGCUGCGGGCGACCAUCGCGCGCGGCUUCACCAGGAAACAACGAGCGGCGCUCACGUGUGUGUCCAGCGAAUGUAAGCUGUUCAUCCAACAACUACUGGAACCUAAAGUGGAGAUUCGGAUGAAAAUAGACGAGGCAGCGAGACACCGCUGGAUAAAGAGACCUGGCCUACGGAUGAAGACACAUCCCCUGGCUUCUCCGGACUCAAAGACCAAUCGAGAGAUAUACAGACAAAUAUCAGAACUCAGUGGACAAAGUUUCAUCGACGUCGUGGCACAGAUAAAGGCGGAACCUUUCGGGGCUGUGGCCGGCAUGUACAAUAUUAAGACACACCUGCAUCAGAUGCAAGCGACAUCCGGCUCCGAGCUUCUCUGGUCCAACACCGCUCAAGAGCCUCGCCCCUCCACGCCGCCUGAGUACCGCGCUAAAUACGAAGAGGAACCGUCUUCGAGUAGCGUUACGAUAAAAACACAUUCAACAGCGGCUGUACUCGGUACCAAAUUACGAGCUCCACAGAAGAUUGCGGAUUUGAAGAGCAUAAAGCCAAAACCGCUGGCGAACAUAGUGGAUCCUCCGAAAUGUAGUGGGGAGAAAGAAAAGCCUGAGGCAGCACAGAAGGUAUCAAGGCCGCUCAGCGUGUUUGGUUUACGGAAGCCGACCUUCAAGAUUUAUGAGAACGGUGACGGACUCGACCGUCGGUUGGCGAGCAUUACGGAGCAUUCUAACACCGACGUGACUGAGAAGAGGCUCGCGAAGAACACGACCGGGGCCCGCAACACUGGGACUGAUGACCCGCUGCGACUGAACAGCUGUCCCAACAAGAUUGACACUAAGAGAUCAGAGUUUUACAGGAGAGCGGGAGACGGGUUGCCCAGUUGGCGAGCCAGCGGAGUAUCAAAAUCAAUAGGACCAAAGAUACUUCUCCAGAGCAAUCGUACCAACAAAGGAACAUCGCUUGGAAAUAUAAUAUCUCCGCAUUCUUCAUCAAACAGUCAUUGCAAGAGUGAGCGAGCUAUGCCGGUGGGCUGGUACUCCAACCGUAACAACUUGAAGGAUGCGGCGUGCCCCCGCCUGCGCCGAACUGCGCCCAUCAAGUAACCAACGAGGACGUUUCAAAUUUUCGAUACGCUUAUUUUUGUAUGCAAAGUUUUUGUGAUCCCUGUUUGUUUAUUUUAAUUGUAAGCGAAUAAAUUUUGUUUCGACACAUUUGUGUGUCUCACAACGGACUAAAUUAUAAGGAGUGCUGCAGAUGUUUCA